CCCAAGCCAAGACCCGGGUGGCAGAACGUUCUCGUUUCGUAGCGCGGUCAAAGCAUCACAAUGCCUGUCAGCAGCGUGGGCACUUUUAAAAUAUUUGUUGGAAAUCUUUCUGACACAACAAAAACAGCAGAUAUUAAGCCCCUGUUUGAAAAAUAUGGAAAGGUCGUUGAAUGUGAUGUAGUCAAGAACUAUGGUUUUGUGCAUAUGGAAAAUGAAGAGUCCGGGCGAGAUGCUAUCCAGAAUCUUAAUGGAUACUUGGUCAACGGACAACCAAUGAAAGUAGAAGCAGCUACAAGUCGCAAAGGCCCAAACACACCUACUACUAAGAUGUUCGUUGGUAAUCUAGCUGAUGGGGUCAAGGCAGCUCAAGUCAGAGCCUUGUUUUCAAAGUAUGGUACUGUCGUCGAAUGUGACAUUGUGAGGAACUAUGGAUUCGUUCAUAUUGCUUCAGCUGAUGUAAACAAUGUCAUCAAAGAGUUAGAUGGAUAUGAAUUGGAGGGACAGGCUAUGAAAGUACAAGUUUCAACAAGUAGAGUACGUCAAAGACCAGGAAUGGGUGAUCCAGAACAAUGUUACAGGUGCGGUAGAGGUGGGCAUUGGUCGAAGGAGUGUCCUAAAGCCGGAGGGCCAGGAAUUGGACCUGACAGAUUUAGAGGAGACAGGUUCGGAGGCCCGAGGGAUCCCUACCCUCCACCACCACCACCUCCUUUCCUAAGAGACAGGUUGAUGGGCGGUGAGCCUCCAUUUGGUGGAAAACCCAAGGAGAGUUACUAUGAUCGCUUUUAUGAAAGGCCGCCAGUAAGAGGAUUUGAUGACGACAGAGACUAUGAAAGAAGGUUUCAGCCUCCCCUCCCCCCACCACCACCGAUGGGUAGAGAUAUGUUACCGCCCCCGAGAUCCAGAGGUGGUGAUUAUCUACCGCCACCACCUCUAUCUCGCCCAAGGGAACCACCAAUGGGAUUGGGCAGCAGAGGGUUUGAUAGGCCUGACUACAUGUUCUCUCGCAGGUCACCUCCUCUCUCAAAACCUCCAUAUGGACGUGGAAUGUAUGAUGACUUCAACCGUGAUGGAUAUGAUGACAGAAGACUGGGACCCCGUGGCGGUUCUCCUCGCCGGUACGCUCCAUACUGAAGACGUCACUCCGCCGCCUCAAACCUAUCGAAUAUUCUCCUCCUUUAAGCUACCUUAAUUCCCUUGAGUGUUUCUAUUUCUUUUUUCUUCUUUUUAAUUGUGUUUUUAAUGGGCGACUUGUAGAUUUGUAUUGCAGAUAAAUUAAUAAAUAAUUAAAAUGUUUAGAUGUUAAUACUCUUUUAGUGUAGUAAUGCACUUUUAUUAUAUAAUGCAGCCAAUCGACAUUGAAUGAUCGUGUCAUUAAAAAUUAGGUUAGAUGAUCGAAUUGUUUUUAUUUUUGUUUUUAAUUUUUUGAUAAGCCGGCAAGAUGUAAUCUUUUAUACGUGCCUGCCUGGCAUAAUUUCCGAUUAUUGAUUCUUUUUUGUAAUUUUGACUUAUUUUAUGUGUAUCACUAUCAGUAGUGAAAUAUUAUUCCAUGUUUGUAAAAUGACAAAUAAAUGUAUUUAAAAAUGUAUUAUAUCGACUUUUGUAUAACACCACCGAUCCGUCAAGUCUAAACAAAUUGAGGAAUGAAGCUAUCAUCUCGUCGUCGGUCCUGUAAAAGGCGUGUGGCGUGUCCGUUAGCCCGGUUAAAUCCCGGUAAACGUGAUUCGCUACUACUGACCGACCGGACGUCGCUGUUUAUAUAAGGUAGGCUAUGCCGAUGGUCUAAUAUUGUUUCGUGUUGACGAAUUACCUUCAGGUUUUUCUUUAUUUGUUUUUCAACAUUUUACCACUGAUCUUGACCAAUUCUUCAUAAAAUGUUUUAAUUUUUUUUUUAC
Molecule: messenger RNA, 1892 nt
Organism: Nezara viridula (southern green stink bug)
Lineage: Eukaryota; Metazoa; Arthropoda; Insecta; Hemiptera; Pentatomidae
Source: the annotation of a GenBank genome assembly